Exaiptasia diaphana is the source of this 1628-nucleotide messenger RNA. Its product is annotated as ZP domain-containing protein. The record is from RefSeq and is a predicted model, not a curated record. The transcript has 8 exons. The annotation marks the transcript as partial. Lineage: Eukaryota; Metazoa; Cnidaria; Anthozoa; Actiniaria; Aiptasiidae.
AUAUCAGUUCAGUUCAGUGAGAGCACGAUUCAGAGAAAGAAACUAGCACUGUUGAAACAAAAGAUUCUUCAUUUGAUCUUGUGUUAUAUAUUACAACAAAAUCAGGUUCAGAGAAGACCACGGUGAUGUUAGGAGUAACAACAAUCCUCCUCGUUCUGUUGGCUUUGAGUUUCCCGGGUUGUGCUGAAGGUGGAUGGCGUGACCUAACGGGUGGAAAAGGAAAAUGGACUGGCAGUGACAACAAGUGGAACCUCCGUUUUCCGAACAUGAACAAUGGCAUAUGGCACUACGGGCCAACACGAAUCUGGACAACACCUGUUAACUCAGACCACUACGAGAUAACAAGCAGAGUCACCAUGACAGCGUUCCAAAGUGGCUGUGGACACGUCUUCAAGUAUAAAACAGGAAGCCGUAGGACACGAAGCAUGGUGACUAAAGCCUGGGGUUACUUUCUCUGGGACCGCAAGUAUCUGUAUAUCGCGAGUAAUGGUAAGGAAAGCUAUCCAACGGUCAACUACAAUUAUCGAUUAGGACGAUGGUACAACCUGAAGUCUGUUGUCAAUGGCACCCAGGUCAAGAUUUACAUUGACAACAAACUAGUCAAACAGGUUACUAUGACUGGCGCAGGCGCAGCUUCAAAAACCAACAACUAUGUGGGCCUUUGGUGUCAUGUCAACACUGCUUGCAAAGGAGAGAACUUUAAAGUUAAAAAUUUGCGGGCAGUACGCAAUAGGAAUCUCAAUAACCAGCUCAAGUGCUUCAGCAAUCACAUGCAGAUAAAAAUACCCAAAACAUCGCUGCCUUUUGCACUCGCUAAGGACUUGCGACUGAACAAACCGUCAUGUCGCGCUACUGAAGAUAACAAGAACUUCUACCUCAAGACAGGCUUUGAUCAGUGUGGAACCAAGAUCAGCAAAACCACCAAAACAAUCACCUAUAGCAACCAUGUACUUGGACGACCGCUGAAAAAUAGUGCAGUCAUCAGCCGCAUUCAUGACAUCAACAUAACGAUAUCGUGUUCGUAUCCACGUCAACGAGAGAUGACGUCAUCGCAUAUACAGCCCGAUAAAACCAAAUACGUCAGCGCAUUCCAUUCCAAGGGCAAGUUCAACUUCACUUUGAAUCUGUUUCCCAGCAGCCAGUUCAAAAAGCCAUACAAGAAGUUUCCUAUUGAGUUGCAUUUGCGUCAAGUGAUUUAUGUCGAGGUGGCUGUGAAGUCUGCGAGGAAAGAGCUGUCAGUAUUGGCUCAGCAAUGCUAUGCUACCCCCUCUAAGAAGAAUGGUCGCGGUGCACUCAAACAUUGGUUGAUCAAAAAUGGUUGCGCCAUGGAUUCAACGCUGAAGUACCUCAGGUCACCCACUAAAAAUUUGCAGAGGUUUAGUGUCCAGGGUUUUCAUUUUCUCGGUAAACACCGCCAUGUCUAUUUUCACUGUAACGUGAUUGCCUGUAACGGAAAUGACGCCAAAAGUGUGUGCUCACGUGGUUGCAACAAGAAAAAGAUCGGCAAGCGUAAUGCGGAGGGCAGUGAUGCAGCAGUUAUGCUUUCCCGAGGACCACUCGCUACCAGAGAMAACAAGAUAGCAGAGGUGCUUGGUCACGAGAUUCAACCCCAUUCACAAGAUACUAUG